UUCACACCUGAUAUUCUUCGAAGCCGAUCCGCUGCGCCGAUGGCUGGCGCGCGGUACCUGGAGCAAGUGAGCUUGGAGGAUGUGGCGGCCACCUCUUUGGUGAAUGUUUGGCUUGGAGAAUCAGAAGAGGAUGGUGGGCUCCAGCAGGAACGUUUGGCCCUGAGAGCCGAUGGUACCUUUUAUCACAGGGUAUGCCACUCUAUCGAAAGUGUGGGUGCUGCCACCGAAUGCAGUGGACGAUGGGCUGUGCACAAAGUGAGGUACCUGGGCGCAGAUUUGCAAGCUGAUGGGGAUCGUGAGCUCGUCUUCACCAAAGCAUCCGCAGCCGAAGCAGCCGACGACAGGUCAAACACAUUGAUUGCGGAGCGUCUGGUGGUGUGCGGCCAGAACCCUGCGGUGAACGGCUUUGUAGGUGCCUCCUGUCGCCUCUACCCCGAGCAGCGCAACGCCGCUGCCGCAGCCCGUACCAUUUCCUCUGGCGCAGAAGGGGGUGCCAACCUAUCGGGGGAGAUGGACGAAGCAGGUAGCGAUGCGAGCGUGGAGGAGGUGACGGAGGAGGACGUGACACUGCUCAGCGAGAGCACGGGACAGUCGCGCAACAGAUGCCUGGCUGCCCUGCUUGAUGUGGCCUCCGUCGGCAGCGGCACAGCGCGCUUGGAGAUGGCGGCAGAGAAGUUGAUGCGAGAAAUGGAGGAGGCGCCCAGCGACCCCACGACAAGCCCCUCCUUUGCGCCGGCGAGCGCCGCAACAGCGCCGAACCCAGAGGCGGUGUCUGCCCUGGUGAGCUGCACAGGACGCAGUGAAGCAGCAUGCCGCGCAGCACUGGCGAAGCAUCCCAACGUUGACGCAGCUGCCGAGCAUUUGCUGACAGAGCUGGAGCCAGACCUGGUGCCGGAGCCGGCAGAGCCGCCCCCAAAGCGGCUGAGGGCAGAACCAGCGGGGAUUGAGACAGGAACCAUGGAGGAGACGGAGAACCCACCUGGUUGAUAUGCCAAACACAUGCAAAGGACAUGUUGCUGCACGCACCGGUGGGGCAAAA
Cladocopium goreaui is the source of this 1039-nucleotide messenger RNA. Lineage: Eukaryota; Dinophyceae; Suessiales; Symbiodiniaceae. The record is from the annotation of a GenBank genome assembly.